AUGAAGCUGGCCCUGUUUCUGCCGUGGGCGUGCUGCUGCCUGUGCGGGUCGGCGCUGGCCACCGGCUUCCUCUACCCUUACCCGGCCGCAGCCCUGCCGCAACCGCACGCUUACCCGGAGCCGGCCGCCGGCUCCCCGGGCAGCGGCUACGCGAGCCGCCGGCACUGGUGCCAUCAUACGGUGACGCGGACCGUGUCCUGCCAGGUGCAGAACGGCUCGGAGACGGUGGUGCAACGUGUGUACCAGAGCUGCCGCUGGCCGGGGCCCUGUGCCAACCUCGUGAGUUACAGGACCCUCAUCAGGCCUACGUACCGAGUGUCUUACCGCACAGUGACAGCGCUGGAGUGGAAGUGCUGCCCUGGGUUUACGGGGAGCAACUGCGAAGAGGAAUGCAUGAACUGCACCCGGCUCAGUGACAUGAGCGAGCGGCUCACCACGCUGGAGUCCAAGGUCCUCCUCCUGGAAGCUGCCGAGCGCCCAGAGGACAGGGACAACGACCUGCCGGCCGCCCGCGGCACGGCGCCGCCCUGGGACCAGGACUUCCUGCCUGGCGCCAUCCCCCUCGCCUACCCGGGGUCCCCCAGGAGGCGGCCCACGGGCCCAGCUGGACCCCCAGGACAGACGGGACCCCCAGGCCCUGCAGGUCCCCCGGGCUCCAAAGGAGACCGAGGCCAGACAGGAGAGAAGGGCCCAGCGGGGCCUCCCGGGCUCCUGGGGCCACCCGGGCCUCGGGGACUUCCUGGAGAGACAGGGCGCCCAGGCCCCCCAGGACCCCCUGGCCCAGCCGGCCCACAAGGUGUGCUCUACUCGCUGAGGUCCACUCCUGACAGAGCCGAUGGAGACUCCCAGCUGGUCCCUGCUGUUGUGGACACCGUGCUGGCAGGAGUCCCUGGCCCCCGAGGUCCCCCUGGCCCCCCAGGCCCCCCUGGACCACACGGGCCCCCGGGACCGCCAGGAGCCCCCGGAUCCCCGGGCCUUGCGGGCGAGAGGGCCACGGCGGGGCCAUCCGGUGAACCUGCUGGGAAGGGAGACAGCGAGGAGAAAACUACCACAGAGGGCGAGGGGGUGCAGCAGCUGCGGGAGGCCCUGAAGAUCCUGGCGGAGAGGGUCCUUAUCUUGGAGCACAUGAUUGGGGUCCACGAUCCCCUGGCCUCCCCGGAGGGGGGCUCCGGCCAGGACGCCGCACUAAGAGCCAGCCUCAAGAUGAAACGGGGUGGCCCCCAGUCGGAUGGCGCCCUCGCCGCCCUGCUCGGCUCAGACCCUGGGCAGAAGCGAACCGCCGACCAGGCCAGUGGCAGGAAGUGA
Molecule: messenger RNA, 1305 nt
Organism: Ochotona curzoniae (black-lipped pika)
Lineage: Eukaryota; Metazoa; Chordata; Mammalia; Lagomorpha; Ochotonidae
Gene: COL26A1
Product: collagen type XXVI alpha 1 chain
Exons: 13
Coding region: 1-1305 (434 amino acids)
Molecular function (GO): protein binding
Source: RefSeq, a predicted model, not a curated record